CGGCUUAUAGUUUCCGGUAGUAUGGCGACUGCAUCCCUCAAUGCACACACUGCUACUUAGUUUCUCCGAGGAGGUGCUGAGAGCCACUGUGGUUCCUUCCAUGUGGCUUGAGGGACUAUGCUUCUGAUGGUAGCUCUGUGCCUGAUCUGUACUUAUAAAACCAUCUCCGCCACAGACGGUGGCCGGGACACCAGCCACAAACCACAGCUGGACUACAGCAGUCUGGGUCUGCCCCGGCAGCAUAUACCAUACUUUCUGAACAACAACAAACGUGUGGCCAAGCUUUGCAAAGAGGAUCCGCUUUGCCAUUUUAAAGAUGCUCUGUUGCACAGGAAGGCCUGCUGGGGUUAUGAAAAGAACUGCUUACCAGAACACCGCUUCAGUUAUCCUGUAUGUACCAGCCUCGAUUCUGGAUGGGCGAGCUCUAUUGAAGCUGCGCAGGAAUUAUUCUGGAAGCAAGCAGAUUUUGGCUAUGUGAAGGAGAGACUCAAUGAGAUGAAGACAUUGUGCAAACCUUUGACUCCUGGAGAUUCUUCUUUAAAGUGCUCAAGUCACAUGCAGUUCUGCAGGGCCACAAACUUGUACCUUGAUCUGCGGAGUCCCCGCAGAAGUCAUGAAAGGUAUAAAGAGGACUUCCUGGAAAUGGGCGAGACUGGUGGUCACUGCAGACUUAAUAGAAAAGCACUGGCCUCAGAAGGGACACACAAAAGUCCUCUUCAGUCCUGGUUUGCAGAAUUGCAAACAUACUCGGAGCUUGAUUUCCUCCCCGUAGAUGACGGGCAUUGUGAUGUCAUCAUCGAUAGACCAACCGUAUUUAUGAAGCUGGAUGCAGGUGUAAACAUGUACCAUCAUUUCUGUGACUUUGUUAACCUCUACAUCUCUCAACACCUCAACAAUUCUUUCAGCCGUGACAUAAACAUUGUCAUGUGGGACACAAGUGUGUAUGGAUAUGGCGACCUGUUCAGUGAGACCUGGCAGGCUUUUUCAGACCAUGACAUCAUUCACCUCAAAAACUUUGACUCCAAAAGGGUGUGUUUAAAAGAUGCGUUUUUCUCUCUCCUUCCGAGAAUGCGCUACGGUCUGUUCUACAACACCCCUCUUAUCUCUGACUGUCACAGUGAAGGGAUGUUCCGGGCAUUUUCCCAGCAUGUGCUUUAUCGACUCGGUGUCCCACAAGAAGGGCCGAAGGAAGGCCAAAUCCGUGUCACACUGUUGGCAAGGAGCACUGAGUAUCGUAGGAUAAUAAACCAGCAGGAGUUUAUAAAUGCUCUGAAGACUGUGCCUUCUUUUGAGGUCAGAGUCGUGGAUUAUAAAUACAAAGAGAUGCCGUUCCUGGAGCAGAUCCACAUCACACAUAACUCUGAUGUCUUCAUUGGGAUGCACGGAGCUGGACUGACUCACCUUAUCUUCCUUCCCGACUGGGCCGUCAUAUUUGAAUUGUACAACUGUCAAGAUGAGAGCUGCUACCGCGAUCUGGCCCGACUGAGAGGGGUCCAUUACAUGACUUGGCAAAAAAGGAACAAAGUGUUCCCUCAGGAUAAGGGUCAUCACCCAACUCUUGGGGAACAUCCUAAGUUUACAAACUACUCUUUUGACAUAGACGAGUUUAUGCGGUUAGUCCUGUUAGCGGCUGAACAUGUAACCCGGCACCCGAAGUGGCGUGCGAAACAAGCUCGGGAUGAACUGUAGUUACACUCCCUAAUGCUGUAACCAUUACCUACAAAGACAAAUGUCUCAAAUGUGAAAGCACAAACAACAUUAACAAAAAAGAUGUUUCAUUUAUUUAUCAUGUCCUGUUUCUGAUUUUCUGUUCAAUUGUAGGCUCUUGCAGGUAGGCUGGUGUGAUUUGUUAUUUUCAGAUGUUUAGCUUCCCUAAGUAUGUGUGGAUAUAUAUUUUUUUAGCAGACGUUACGCUUUUAGAUCUAAGUGUGGAUUUGUAACUUAUUUUGGAAUAGCUUAAGAUUUGAAAUUCAUUUAUUUAUGUCUACACAAUCAUUCAAGUUCACAUUCUUGACGGGAAUCUUUGCGUGAAUGUGAAAGUAAUCUGAUGUCAGGCUUGGGUUUGCACUUCCUGUAUUCUUCCACAUACGUUUGUGUCACACUGCCUAAAAAUAAUCGAAGACUUUUUGUGUCAUUGUUAUAUUGUGAGUAUUUUUAUUUAGCUUUUUAAUGUAUUAAUUCUGAGUAUAUGACCUCCGGUCCGUAUUUAUUACAUAGUUAAUGUUUUAUCUGUAGCAAGUGAAUGUCAUUUUUAGCUCUUGUAAUAUUAGCACUGUUAAGGGAUUUAUCAUUUCAGUACUAUUGGUAAAGCCAUUUGAACUUUUGGUGCAGUAUUGUUUUUAAGUAUUUUUAUCAGUAUUUUAGGCUCUCCAAAAAGUUACAUGAAAUGACCAUAUUUGCAACAUUGUCUUAUUAUAUUGAAUUUAUUUAGGAUUUUUCAAUUCCAAUAUGUCAAAGUAUUUAAAAACUCAUAUAAUGAGUUUUUUAACAAUGUUAUUUAAUAAAGACGCACUGUUUUUGUAUGUGAAUAUGUUUGUAUUUUUAAAAGUUGAUAUCAAACUGUUUGAAACAUAUCUUCUGUUGUCUGUUAUUGCACCAUUCAGACUUGCAAAAAUGACAAAUGAAUGACAUUUAUUUGGGUUGUAA
This is a messenger RNA of Triplophysa dalaica, 2646 nucleotides long. It is a transcript of the gene eogt, whose product is annotated as EGF domain-specific O-linked N-acetylglucosamine (GlcNAc) transferase. Gene Ontology annotation, cellular component: endoplasmic reticulum lumen. Bases 118 to 1689 code for a protein of 523 amino acids. The record is from RefSeq and is a predicted model, not a curated record. The transcript is spliced from 16 exons. Lineage: Eukaryota; Metazoa; Chordata; Actinopteri; Cypriniformes; Nemacheilidae. Gene Ontology annotation, molecular function: protein N-acetylglucosaminyltransferase activity.